AUGUGGCUCCUUGUCUAUCUCAUGAACCGUGAUGAUUUCUCCGUCCUAUCUUUUGGAUUUGCCGACCAAAAUGUGAUUUUAUGGUCGCCUGUGAAGUUUGGUGGACUUCGGUCACGCCGUUUAGGAGUUGGCCGUGAAUGAGUGGCUGAAGGGGGGAUCCCUUUAGCUUCUCCAUUCUCCGGUUCAGUGGACUCUUGUGGUGGUGUUGUCGCCGUGAUCAUCUCUCACAUCAUCUUUGAAAACCAAUGCCUUGGGGAAAAGCUUCAUUGUUCUCUCAAGCUUCUCUUCAAUGAUUGGUCACCUUUAAGCUCCGAAUCUUUUGGUGUCUUUUGGAGCAUUCUGGAGCAUAUGGGACGUGAGGAGCAUGGAGGACUUGGCAUGGACGCAGCUCAACUGGAUACGCAAAGGAAGAAGGAGGAAGCCAUCUUGAAGACCAGCUCGACCAUCUACUCGACCAACCGGUCGAGUUCCUCAACUCGACCGGCCAAGCUUCAACUCGAUCGAGCUGAGAAGUCAAAGUCAAACCCGAAAAAUGUUGCUUCCCCCUUGACUUUCCUUUGA
Molecule: messenger RNA, 561 nt
Organism: Microthlaspi erraticum
Lineage: Eukaryota; Viridiplantae; Streptophyta; Magnoliopsida; Brassicales; Brassicaceae
Source: the annotation of a GenBank genome assembly